CUCCAGGCUGAGGCAGAAGUGGCCUCUCUGAAUCGCCGCAUCCAGCUGGUGGAGGAGGAGCUGGAUCGGGCGCAGGAGCGGCUCGCCACUGCUCUGCAGAAGCUGGAGGAAGCAGAGAAGGCCGCGGAUGAAAGCGAAAGAGGCAUGAAAGUCAUUGAAAACAGAGCCCUGAAGGAUGAGGAGAAGAUGGAACUGCAGGAGAUCCAGCUCAAGGAAGCCAAGCACAUCGCCGAAGAGGCGGACAGGAAGUAUGAAGAGGUUGCUCGGAAACUGGUGAUCAUAGAGGGAGACCUGGAGCGUACUGAAGAGAGGGCUGAGCUCGCGGAGUCUAAGUGUUCCGAGCUGGAGGAGGAGCUGAAGAAUGUCACCAACAAUCUCAAGUCUCUUGAGGCUCAGGCUGAGAAGUACUCCCAAAAAGAGGAUAAAUAUGAAGAAGAGAUCAAGAUCCUGACUGAUAAACUCAAAGAGGCAGAGACUCGUGCUGAGUUUGCUGAACGGUCUGUGGCCAAGCUGGAGAAGACCAUCGAUGAUCUGGAAGAUGAGCUCUAUGCCCAGAAACUGAAGUACAAAGCAAUUAGUGAGGAACUGGACCACGCCCUGAAUGACAUGACUUCCAUGGCCCGAAGAGCCCUUCAUGAGCCGAGUUUUGGUGAAAUGGGACAGCCUCUGUGGUUUCCUGAUCCUCAGCUUGUCUAUCCAGUGUCCCAGCGUGCGGAUUUCUUCAGAGAUAAGGGUGGGCUGUCCUUUGGAGUAAAGCCUACCUAGAGGGCUAGUUGCUGGUCUGAGCUCUCCUCCUGGCUUAAAGAACAUGUGAGAACUGACUGUGCAAGCUCCCUGUAGUCCUGGGCAGAGUUGCAGCACCCUUGCUCCUACUUGCUCACUGCCUGCUGUUCACUGAGAAAAGCCUCUCUCCUACUUGUCCUUGAGGCAUGGUUGUCUGCUACCUGCUGCUAGGUAGUACGGUCUUGGUGACCAGCUUGGCAUCUCUGUGCUCUGCUAGGGGAAAUGGGGGCACAGCCAGCUGUAAUCCUGGGAGGUGCCUUCUCCAUGUAUUUUAUCUCUGAGUUGCUUUUGGGUGGCUUGUGGGGC
Messenger RNA from Tinamus guttatus (white-throated tinamou), 1089 nucleotides. The record is from RefSeq and is a predicted model, not a curated record. Lineage: Eukaryota; Metazoa; Chordata; Aves; Tinamiformes; Tinamidae.